Messenger RNA from Lithohypha guttulata, 1536 nucleotides. RefSeq names its product phosphogluconate dehydrogenase (decarboxylating) gnd1 (gene GND1). The record is from RefSeq and is a predicted model, not a curated record. Gene Ontology annotation, cellular component: cytosol. The transcript is spliced from 4 exons. Gene Ontology annotation, biological process: pentose-phosphate shunt; pentose-phosphate shunt, oxidative branch. Gene Ontology annotation, molecular function: NADP binding; phosphogluconate dehydrogenase (decarboxylating) activity. Lineage: Eukaryota; Fungi; Ascomycota; Eurotiomycetes; Chaetothyriales; Trichomeriaceae. The coding region runs from base 1 to 1536 and encodes 511 amino acids.
AUGGCUUCCAAUGGAUCCGGCCCAACAGCGCGUUUGGCUGGCAUCACUGCCAGUCUCAGGGCGCAGAACGAACCUAGUGGUGAUUUUGGUCUCAUUGGCCUGGCUGUUAUGGGCCAGAACCUGAUCUUGAACGCUGCUGACCACGGUUAUACUGUUGUUGCCUUCAAUCGAACCGUUUCGAAGGUCGAUCGCUUCCUUGAGAAUGAGGCCAAAGGAAAGUCUAUUGUCGGAGCUCACUCCAUUGAGGAGUUCUGCUCGAAGCUCAAGAAGCCACGUCGAAUGAUGCUGCUAGUCAUGGCCGGCCCUGCUGUAGAUGACUUCAUUGAGAAGCUUCUGCCGUACUGCGAUCCUGGCGACAUCAUCAUCGAUGGCGGCAACUCUCACUAUCCGGACUCUAACCGCCGAACCCGGUACCUCGCCUCAAAGGGUAUCCGUUUCGUUGGAACAGGUGUUUCCGGUGGCGAGGAAGGUGCUCGAUACGGACCGUCCUUGAUGCCCGGUGGUAACGAGGAGGCCUGGCCAUUCAUCAAGGAUAUCUUCCAGGAUAUUGCGGCCAAGUCAGAUGACGAACCAUGUUGUGACUGGGUCGGUGACGAGGGUGCUGGUCAUUACGUCAAGAUGGUCCACAACGGUAUCGAGUAUGGCGACAUGCAACUUAUCUGCGAGGCUUACGACAUCAUGAAGCGUGGUCUCGGCAUGACCUACCCAGAAAUGUCCGAAACCUUUGCUACCUGGAACAAAGGCGUACUCGACUCGUUCUUGAUUGAGAUCACCCGUGAUGUUCUUGCUUUCAACGACGAUGAUGGCAAGCCACUCGUUGAGAAGAUCCUCGAUUCUGCUGGCCAGAAAGGUACUGGCAAGUGGACUGCCAUCAACGCUCUAGAUCUCGGCAUGCCCGUCACUUUGAUCGGCGAAGCCGUUUUCUCUCGUUGCCUGUCUUCCCUCAAGGAAGAGCGAGGCCGAGCCUCAAAAGUCCUUCAAGGUCCUAAGCCAUCCUUCUCUGGAGACAGAAAGGAAUUUUUGGCCAACCUUGAACAAGCUCUCUAUGCAUCAAAGAUCAUCUCAUACGCCCAAGGUUUCAUGCUCAUUCAAAAUGCUGCCAAGGAAUACAAGUGGAAGCUGAACAAGCCAUCCAUCGCCCUCAUGUGGCGCGGUGGUUGCAUUAUCCGAUCUGUGUUCUUGAAGGACAUCACCUCGGCUUACCGCGAGAACCCAGACCUUGAGAACCUGCUCUUCAACGACUUCUUCAACAAGGCUAUUCAUGAUGCACAGCCAGGCUGGCGAGACGUCAUUGGCAAGGCUGUUGCAUGGGGUAUCCCAACACCUGCGUUCAUGACUGCUCUGGCCUUCUACGACGGAUACCGAGCUAAGGACUUGCCAGCUAACUUGCUUCAAGCUCAACGAGAUUACUUCGGUGCUCACACCUUCCAAGUCAAGCCAGAGUAUGCCAACGAGAAAUACCCAGAAGGCGCCUACACUCACGUCAACUGGACCGGUCGUGGCGGCAAUGUGUCUGCUUCCACAUACAAUGCCUAA